Molecule: messenger RNA, 1203 nt
Organism: Chanos chanos (milkfish)
Lineage: Eukaryota; Metazoa; Chordata; Actinopteri; Gonorynchiformes; Chanidae
Product: alpha-N-acetylgalactosaminide alpha-2,6-sialyltransferase 1-like
Exons: 9
Coding region: 1-1203 (400 amino acids)
Biological process (GO): oligosaccharide biosynthetic process
Molecular function (GO): alpha-N-acetylgalactosaminide alpha-2,6-sialyltransferase activity
Source: RefSeq, a predicted model, not a curated record
AUGUCAGAAAACGGCUUCAGUCCAUAUUUGCUGUCGUUCGGUCAGUUUGACAAUGUUGGAGAUGCCAUGCAGAGAGUUCUGGGGGGUGAAACAGAAAAUGAAAAUCCUUCUUCUCCAGAGGUUCUGGAAACUGAGAACUCUCAAGGAGUCCACUGGGACGAUACAUUUUUGCCAGACAUGAACAAGCAUCAUUUUUCGUCCAUGCCUCGAUGGGAGUUUGAUGACAUGUACCGCCACGAUCCUAACUUCAAACCCACGACUUGCGCGCGAUCUCUGCGGAACCCGGAAGACCCCGAGUAUAAGAGCGCUCUCAUCUCAGACAUACUCCUGUUCAUACAGAGAGGAGAUCUUCAUAUGAGCGAGUGGAAACGACUCCACCACUUUAACAACCCGUUUGGUUUUAUGGGACAUAAUUACACAUUUGUAAAACAGGCAGUAGAUACAAUCCCUAAGCCUCAGAACUCUCGACUGCUGCUUGUCCCGAAGAGUGCGAAGGAUGGAUGCAUCCGCUGUGCUGUCAUUGGCACCGGGGGGAUCCUCAACGGCUCCAGACUGGGAAAGGAGAUUGACUCCCACGACUAUGUGUUCAGGGUAAACGCAGCCAUUACUGCAGGUCAUGAGGAGGAUGUGGGGAAUAAAACCUCAGUCUAUGUGCACACGUCCCAUUCUAUCAUCACUUCCCUGAUGAUGCACAAGAAGAGAGGUUUUCGAAAAGUCCCUCAUGAUGAGGGCAUAAAGUAUGUUUUGAUCCCAGAACAUCCAAGAGACUACAACUUCCUUCAGUAUUUGAUGAAGAACACCAAAAUACCAUCUGGCCAUUAUCGAGGGCGGAGUCCCAGGAGUUAUUAUGGCGGCCAUUUCAAUGAGAGUAUCUAUUAUGUUCUCCACCCUGACUUCCUCAGAUAUGUGCGGAACCGGUUUCUUAUGUCAAGAAGCCUGAGGACCAAAAGAUGGUGGUGGUUCAGACCAACUAAUGGAGCGUUCACCUUGUUUCUGGCGAUGCACACUUGUGACAUUGUGAGAGCCUAUGGUUUCAGCACAGCGGAUUACAAGAACUACCCAAACUACUACUAUGACAGCAAGCACACUCGAAUGACAUUUUUCUCCAAUCAUGACUACAAACUGGAGAUGAAAACAUGGAAGAAACUACAUGACAGCAAAAUGAUAUGGUUAUAUCAAGGGAAAACAGAUGAUAUAGGUUAG